AUGUGUGCGGACAUCAUUCUCAAGGGGCAGAGGACCCACAACCCCCUGGCUGAACCAAUUCAAAACGAGUUAGCAAGCACAUUCCGCCGGCAUCUUCUUUCGCCCCCGACUUCCUGCGGCUCUGCCCGAGGGCGGGCUCCCUGGACCACAUUAGGGCCCGCCGCCGCGUGCCAGCUUCGUUCCCGGCCGAAAUUUGAAAAAGGGGAAAACGACGCGAUCGACUGGAGGUCCCCCGCCAGCCAGGACUGGUCACCCGCAGAGGAGGAGGAGGAGGACGACGACGACGACGACGAUGUGGAUGGCGGCGCUGGCGGCAGGGACCGGCGUCCCUCCUUUGCGCGCCUGGCCGGGGCCAGCCAGCCGCCGCCCCGAGCGAGGGGUCUUGCCCGCGUGAGCUCGGUCCCUGCGGCUCCCGCCCCUGUUGCGCCCAGAGCUCAGCCACAGAUGUCCAGCCACAAUUCUCGGUUGGCCGCAGACUCGUACAAGAAUUGCGUUUGGACAAUCAGUGGCGAAGCCCCUGAGUUCAGGGCCCCGGUCUCCUGCGGGGUUCCGCUUCGCUCCUUAAAAGCGCCAGACCAGGAGAUCUCCGGAGCUGCGCGUCCGACUGCCUCGCAGACGCUCAGCGGUCGCGGCCCAUCCCGCGGUAAGGUGGAUGAGCAAGCACGCGGAUCCCGACCCUGCAUGGGGAUCCCCAUCGCCCCUGGCGUGUGUCUCCUUCGAUUGGCCCGGGGUCCCCAGAGUAGCCCGCGUUGGGUCUCUGCGCCGCCACAGGUCAGGGGAAUCUCUUCCGUCAGGCCCGGGGAACCCCGACUCCCCUCUCCCCGCCCCCAGCCUGGGCUCCCCGAGCUCGCCAGGAAUCCGAAAAGCGGGGGCCCAAGGCCGGGUGGCGUUUCCGAGCCCGGGGUCCGGGCUGCUGGACGCGUGGGUCCCCCGCCCCCGCCGUCCCCGCGCACGCACCGGCUUGGGCGCUCUCCGCUUCCCUGUGGCUGAGUCGCAGCCGGGGCUCCGGCGGUAGCAGUGGCCCCGGCGGCUGGGAGCGCUGGAAUGUGCCGCCGGGUCACCUGCCGUGCCCGGGUAGCCGGGCUGGAAGCCGGCGGGCUGGCGAGGCGCAGGGCUGAACCCGAGCGGGCGCCUCUGGCGGCUCGGGGCCGGGGCGGGCUUUUAGUGGGCCGCUCCAACAAUACGGGCCUGGCGCGGAGAAAGGGGCUCGGCUGCAAUUGGUACUGGAUUUGAAUAACGCCACGGGGCCAUCAAUGGUCAUUGUGUCGGCGGGUAAUGAAUCUCCGCUGUC
Molecule: messenger RNA, 1291 nt
Organism: Hipposideros armiger (great roundleaf bat)
Lineage: Eukaryota; Metazoa; Chordata; Mammalia; Chiroptera; Hipposideridae
Product: translation initiation factor IF-2-like
Exons: 2
Coding region: 1-990 (329 amino acids)
Source: RefSeq, a predicted model, not a curated record